Molecule: messenger RNA, 2562 nt
Organism: Corythoichthys intestinalis (scribbled pipefish)
Lineage: Eukaryota; Metazoa; Chordata; Actinopteri; Syngnathiformes; Syngnathidae
Exons: 6
Coding region: 1573-2337 (254 amino acids)
Cellular component (GO): membrane
Source: RefSeq, a predicted model, not a curated record
UCUUGGGGUAGUCUAGUACACCUCAGAAGUGGAAAGGUCCUGGGAUAUCUCCCAGAUUUUUUUUAAAUGAAUUUUUGAAAUCAGGCGAAAUGACAGCACAAAUGGGCAAUUUUCAAAGUACUUUUAUUUUGAAAUGAUACACCAGAAUUUUAUCAGAGUACUUUAGUUCGUGUCUUGGGGUCGUCUAGUAUACCUCAGAAGUAGAACCGUCCCGGGAUAUCAACCAGAUUUUUUUUAAAUCAAUUUUUGAAAUCAGGCGAAAUGACAGCAAAAAUGGGCAAUUUUCAAAGUACUUUUAUUUUGAAAUGAUACAUCAGAAUUUUAUCAGAGUACUUUAGUUCGAGUCUUGGGAUCCUGUAGUAUACCUCAGAAGUGGAACCGUCCCGGGAUAUCAACCAGAUUUUUUUCAAUCAAUUUUUGAAAUCAGGCGAAAUGACAGCAAAAAUGGCCAAUUUUCAAAGUACUUUUAUUUUGAAAUGAUACAUCACAAUUUUAUCAGAGUACUUUAGUUCGAGUCUUUCGGUCGUCUAGUAUACCUCAGAAGUGGAACCGUCCCGGGAUAUCAACCCGAUUUUUUUAAAUCAAUUUUUGAAAUCAGGCGAAAUGACAGCUAAAAUAGGCAAUUUUCAAAGUACUUUUAUUUUGAAAUGAUACAUCAGAAUUUUAUCAGAGUACUUUAGUUCAAGUCUUUCGGUCGUCUAGUAUACCUCAGAAGUGGAACCGUCCCGGGAUAUCAACCCGAUUUUUUAAAAUCAAUUUUUGAAAUCAGGCGAAAUGACAGCAAAAAUGAGCAAUUUUCAAAGUACUUUUAUUUUGAAAUGGUAUAUCAGAAUUUUAUCAGAGUACUUUAGUUCGAGUCUUGGGAUCCUCUAGUAUACCUCAGAAGUGGAACCGGCCUGGGAUAUCCACCAGAUUUUUUAAAAUCAAUUUUUGAAAUCAGGCGAAAUGACAGCAAAAAUGUGCAAUUUUCAAAGUACUUUUAUUUUGAAAUGAUACAUCAGAAUUUUAUCAGAGUACUUUAGUUCGAGUCUUUCGGUCGUGUACUAUACUUCAGAAGUGGAACCGUCCUGGCAUAUCUACUAGAUUUUUUUUUUAAUUAAUAUUUGAAAUAAGGGUAAAUGACAGGAAUAACUAGCAAUUUUCUAAGUAGUAUUACUCUGAAUUCCUAAAUUAUUUUGAUAUCAUAAUACUUUAGUUUGGGUCUAGGGGUGCUCGAGUACCUCUCUCAAGUGGACCCGUUGUUGGAUGGCUUCCCGUUUUUUAUUUAUUCAUAUUUAUUUUUUUCAAUAAAGGGACUUGCGCUGUGAAGCCACCGCGUUCCAUUAUGAAUCCAGCACGUUGCACCAUUAUGAAGCCAGCGCGUUGCAUUACCGUAAUGCACACAAUGCAAACAAUGAUCCAAAUGAGGGGCGGCUAGCUUGCCUUCGUUUUUACUUUUUACGAGUGGAAGCUGGCUUGACAGCAGUGGAACAUUGUGUUCCAACUAAAUACGUUAGUCAAAACUCAGCCAAGGGCGGACGCCACAACUUGACUGGAAUUGAGGUCCACUGAUUUUGAAUCCACACAAAGAGGAUGUCGGUGGCCAUGACCAAGGCGGACGGGGUCACGAUGCUGACUCUGACCACUGACCCCAAAAGUAACUGGCCCCCGCUGUGUCAGAUUCUGGGAGGCCUGUGUUACACCCCCGCUUGUUGCUCGGUGUCCCGGCACUUGAGAGGUGUCAUGGGGACCUCUCAGUCAGCUUUGGGGGCGCUGCACAUCAUGACGGGUCUCCUCAGCAUCGGCCUGGGGGCCAUACUCAUGAGCAAUGGACCUGCUUCAUUUUGGGAAAUGGAUUUUACGGGUUUUCCUCACUGGCUAGGAGCGCUGUUCAUUCUCUUCGGCAUCGUCUGCAUUUUGUCCGAGAAGUUCCCGAGUCCGUGUCUGGUGUUGGUCAACGUCAUUCUAAACUUCUCAGGAAUCGCCUUCGCCAUCGCCGGCAUUGCCCUUUACGCCGGGAACUUGACUGGCAUCUCCCUGGAGUGGGGUUUUUGUCGAAAAAACCGUAAUGAUUAUUACGUCGGAAAGCGUUCCACCCUAAGUCCCGCCGGCAUUAAGUACCAACUUCGCUGCUUGGAGGCAAAAGACCUGAUUUUGAUGCUGGCGCGAGGCAUCAACGGCGUGGCCAUCGCGCUGUGCGUCCUGGAACUCUUCCUGCUCAUCAGCUCCGCCGUAUUGGCCAUCAAAUCUCUGUGCCGAAUCGGACGCAACAACAACGGGGACGACCGACAGCAGCAGAAUCUUGACCAGCCGGAGGGUGUGUACAGGUCGCUCCUGAAAGAAGGCGAAAAGGCCUAAAUAUUCCUCUCUUCCUUCCUCCUUUUUCACCUUAUAUGCUGUUUUGCAUCUUGAAUUUAUAUCAAACUCCAAAAACAAAGUUAUUUUCCAGUUAAUUACAUUUGAGUCAUUAUUGUGUUUAUAUUACCCUUUUGUAUAAAUAAUCACGAGUCGUGGUUGUUCCUUUUUACAAUGCUAUCACUUUAGCUUGUCAAGACAUAAUGACAAAUAAAGUAUUUCCGUCUG